Messenger RNA from Magallana angulata, 1569 nucleotides. Its product is annotated as WD repeat domain-containing protein 83-like. Gene Ontology annotation, biological process: mRNA splicing, via spliceosome. The coding region runs from base 51 to 962 and encodes 303 amino acids. NCBI's taxonomy places the organism in Eukaryota, Metazoa, Mollusca, Bivalvia, Ostreida, Ostreidae. Gene Ontology annotation, molecular function: protein binding. The record is from RefSeq and is a predicted model, not a curated record. Gene Ontology annotation, cellular component: catalytic step 2 spliceosome. The transcript is spliced from 7 exons.
UUCUUUUCAAUGUAGCAAAUCAAGUUUCUGGUUUAGAAAUCGGCGUGAAUAUGCUUCCAGAAAAAUUGAUUUAUGAAAUUUCAUGCAAACAAGGAGCCUUGCGAGCAGUUAGAUUUAACUGUGAUGGAAACUACUGUUUAACAUGUGGAAGCGAUAAAUCAAUAAAGCUGUGGAAUCCCCACAGAAACCUUCUGUUAAAGAAUUAUCAAGUCCAUGCCUAUGAAGUCCUUGAUGCCCAGGCCUCUUGUGACAACAGCCAAAUCUGCUCCUGUGGUAUGGACAAAUAUGUGUGUGCAACUGAUGUUGGAACAGGUAAAAUACUUCGAAAGUACAGAGGACAUGCAGGGACUGUGAAUUGUGUGAAAUACAAUGAAGAUUCCUCUGUGAUAUUAUCAGGAUCAACUGACAACUCAGUUAGAAUUUGGGACUGUAAAAGUAGGAAGCUUGAACCCCUCCAGAUUUUGGAUGAAGCCAAGGACAGUGUUACCUCCAUUCAGGUGUCUGACCAUGAGAUCCUGACAGGCUCCGCUGAUGGCUACUUCAGGAGAUACGAUCUCCGGACAGGGAGGAUGCAUGCUGACUUCAUAGGGAAGGCAGUGUCAUCUGUGAGCUUUACAAAGGAUGGACAAUGUGUCUUAGCAAGCACCUUGGAUGAUUCAAUAAAACUGAUGGACAAAGAAACUGGAGAAAUGCUUAAUGAGUUCACAGGCCACAAGAAUCAUGAUUAUAAGAUAGACAGUGCUCUUAAUUGUGAAGACACACAUGUGAUCAGUGGGUCUGAGGAUGGACUUGUGUACUACUGGGACCUUGUGGAGGCCAAAAUAGUUCACAAACUGAAUCAUGGUACAAGCAGAGCCAUUCACUCCCUAUCCCAUCAUCCCGAGCAAACAUGUCUGCUGACAGCAAGCGGGGACAAGAUGUUUGUAUGGAAAGACAAAUAUGCUCAAAGCCAGGACACAUGAUCACACUAUACAAAAAAUUCAGAGCUUGAUGUGGUAAAAGAUAAUUUGUGAAUGUUCCCAGGAAAGAUCCUGAGUUCUACUGGUAUUCUCCAAUCCGAUGGAAUGAAUAGACAGAAGGCCAUGAAAAUUUAAGUUGUAAAUGUGUAAGAGUUAUCCCCCUUUCAUAAUUAAGCAUGCAUAAAAAAAGAAGAAAACAUCAAAAACACACUAUACUGCAAAUGUUGUAACUGUCAAUGCAUGAUGUUACCUAUGUGCAUGAGAUUUUUUUCCAUGUUCUGAACAUGAAUAUGUUUUACUGUUGUUUAUUACAAUGGCAUUAUGGGUCAGUGGGCUAAUAAGAGCCACCCUUGUUCUCUUCAACCUCUUAGUGGUUCAACCAGAACCAACAAUAAAAAUUCUGUGUUUUAUGAUUAAACUGUACAAAAAAUUCUCCUGGAGUGAUAAAGCAAUUUCAUUCAGUACAUGAUUUCAGCUUAGCUGUCCAGUGAGAGACAGUUUAAAUUGAAAUUUCUGUCUACACUGUUUACAUUUAUCACAAUGCUGCUGGUACCAGCAAAUGUCAACAUUGUCUGUGCAAUUAGUGAAUAAAAAAUCAUGGAAGGAGCAA